GUCAAAGCUCAAGUCAACUUGGUGAGGUAACAACAAACAUGGCGGCGCUCGGUGCAGUGAGGUGCUUGCUGAGGAGCUACUCUCGGGUGAAAAAUGUCGAGAGGAGCGCACAGGUCUUCGUCAGAUGUAGCAGGAGGACGCUUUGUGGUGGAACACAUGACAGCGCGCCCUCCGAAAGCAAUUCCAAGCCCCAGUUCACUGACCCAGAAGUGCAGGACAUCCUCACCAGGAUAACAGGCCUGGACCUGCAGAAGGUUUUCCGACCCAUUAAACAGGAGCUGAAGCCGCCCACAUACAAACUUAUGACUGACGACCAGCUAGAGGAGGCAGUGCAGCAAGCUGCGGGGCAUGCGAGGAGGCUGCUGCAGAUGCCCCCCGUCCUGCCGGAGAGGAAGCCCAUCAGCGACGUCCUGUCUGAGGAUAAGAUCCUGGAGGGCAUGGAUACAGCCAAAUACGUCUUCACUGACAUCACCUACAACAUCCCACACAGGGAGAGGUUUAUUGUUGUACGGGAGCCCAGCGGGACACUGAGGAAGGCUACCUGGGAGGAGAGAGACCGACUCAUCCAGGUCUAUUUCCCCAAGGAGGGACGCAAACUCACACCGCCUCACAUCUUUAAGGAGGACAACCUCAAGAUCGUGUUUUCCCAGGAUCGCCAUGAGGACGUGUUGGACCUGUGUCUGGUCCAGUUUGAGCCAGACUCCUCAGAAUACAUCAGGGUGCAUGCAGCCACCUAUGAGGACUUGGACAAGCACGGCAAGUAUGAGCUGCUGCGCUCCACCAGACAUUUUGGAGGCAUGGCGUGGUACCUUGUCAGCGCACGCAGGGUGGAUGGCCUCAUCGUAGACAUGCUGAAGAGAGAUCUGCUUCAGGAUGCAGUGAGCCUUGUGUCCCUCUUCCACAUGAUGCACCCCCACAGUGAAUCGGCCCAGGAGGCUUCCAGCCAGCAGGCCAGUGGCACUGACCUGCUAAAGAUCUACGCCCAGAAGGAGUCCCAGAGGUCGGGCUACAUCGAGUUGGCCCUGCAGGCCUACGAACAGACGGCUGCUGAGAGCUCCGCCGCCUGAAUGGCCCACCUCCAAAACAGAGAUAUGCCAUCCUCCUUCAGCUGGGAUCUGUAACCACAUUCAGAGGCGCACACUGAUAUCUGUCUGCCUAUAUGUAAAACAUGACAGUGUGCUGUCGUGUCACCGCAAGGGUCCAGAUCAAUUGUCAAAUGUGCUUCAUGUUUGAAAGACAGAAAUCUGAUGGAGACAUUGUAGGGAAUUCUCUCUGGCCAUUUCAUCUAUUUGUCUAUUUAUGUAUUUCAUUGAGAACUCAAGAGUCAAAUCCUCCCUGUCAAGUUAACUGAUGUACAUAACAAAAUAAAAGAGGUCUUUGUACACAA
This is a messenger RNA of Myripristis murdjan (pinecone soldierfish), 1387 nucleotides long. It is a transcript of the gene mrps22, whose product is annotated as mitochondrial ribosomal protein S22. Gene Ontology annotation, molecular function: structural constituent of ribosome. NCBI's taxonomy places the organism in Eukaryota, Metazoa, Chordata, Actinopteri, Holocentriformes, Holocentridae. Gene Ontology annotation, cellular component: mitochondrial small ribosomal subunit. The record is from RefSeq and is a predicted model, not a curated record. The coding region runs from base 39 to 1067 and encodes 342 amino acids. The transcript is spliced from 8 exons.